UUCAAUAAAGCGCUCCCUGUUAGGCAUCCAGAGUUUAUACACAACAUUGGAAUGCACAUCGCACACAUUCAGUGACAACAUUUGACAUCAGCCGCUGCUCAUGUUAACAUUUUACGUCAACUACAGUUGCGUUGUUGCCGCUCAGUGAGUCUGCGGGAGAUAGGGGUCGUCUCCGGGGCAGGGCGCUCAGUGAGUCUGCGGGAGAUAGGGGUCGUCUCCGGGGCAGGGCGUCACUGGCUGAGACUUGCAGAUCUUCAACAGAACGUGAAGUUAUCUAGAAAGUUGCUCAAUUUACUACUAUCUAAUUAUUGAACAUGGGGAAGCUGGUUGUCAUAUCACUUUUUGUUGCUGCUUUAUCAGCAUUUGUUGGAGAGAGAGUUAUUAACUUAAGGAGAAGGACUCUUGCUUCCAGAAAGCUUGUCCAAACUCACCUCCCAAACUGCCAUCCAAUCAAAAGCCUUGGUGCGUACAGUACACAUAUGUACAGGACAUUGGGAACUUUAACAGUGCUGGCAUGGAUAUAAAAGAGUACGGAUCAGAGGACCUCACAAUACUUCCCAAUGGACUUGCUAUUAUUAGCACUGGCUUGAAGGAUCCAGUAUUGCCAUCCUAUUCAGAUGCCCCUGGAAAGAUGUACACCCUUGAUAUGAGUGAAGAUUCUAGGAUGAAACCAGUGGAGCUCCGCAUGGGGAGAGGCUUUGACCUGGAAUCCUUCAAUCCUCAUGGGAUCAGUGUAUACACAGAUGAGACGGAUAAUUCAGUAUACCUGUUUGUGGUCAAUCACCCUCAACAAAAAACCCAAGUGGAGAUCUUUCUUUUUGUUGAGGAGGACCACUCCCUUGUCUAUGUGAAAACCAUAAAGCAUGAAUUCCUUCACAGUGUGAAUGACAUUGUGGCUGUGGGAGUGGAGAGCUUCUAUGCCACCAACGAUCACUAUUUCGGUGGAGGUACUCUGAAUACCCUGGAGAUACUUCUGGCUCAGCCCUGGUCUAACGUUGUGUAUUACAGCCCUGAAGAGGUCAAAGUAGUGGCUGAGGGAUUCUACAUGGCCAAUGGCAUCAACAUCUCACCUGACAAAAGGCACAUAUAUGUGGCAGACUUAUUUGACCACAACAUACAUGUUUUGGAGCGACUGGAAAGCAAUGGUUUGGCCCCAGUGAAGCAGGUCGUGGAAGUGGGCUCUCUUGUUGACAACAUUUAUGUUGACCCUGAGACUGGCGACUUGUGGAUAGGUUGUCACCCUAAUGGCUGGAAACUAUUUCAAAAUGAUCCUGAGGAUCUACCUGGAUCUGAGGUGAUUCAGAUUAAAGACAUCCACUCUGAGAAGCCAGUGGUGACCCAGGUGUAUGCUGAUGACGGCAGUGUGCUCAUAGGAUCCUCUGUAGCAGCUCCCUACGGAGGAAAGCUUCUCAUUGGAACAAUCUACCAGAAAGCCUUGGUCUGUGAUCUAGCCAAGGUAGACCAGUAGCCAAUGCUCUAUGUAGAAAACAGCCAUCUGACGUGGGUUGUGGUCGGAAGAGUGCAAGUGUGCAACGUACUGAACAUUGCAGAUAGAAA
This is a messenger RNA of Salmo salar (Atlantic salmon), 1557 nucleotides long. The record is from RefSeq and is a predicted model, not a curated record. NCBI's taxonomy places the organism in Eukaryota, Metazoa, Chordata, Actinopteri, Salmoniformes, Salmonidae.